UCGCGAGACCUGCGCCUGGCGAGACCAAGGUCGGGUGUGAUUGGUCAGCUCUGCGCAGGCGCGGUCAAGCUUCGAACAUUGUGGCUAAAACAGUAGUAGAUCUUUAACAAAGCCUGAAGAAUAGAUUGUUCUCGAAAAACAAAUUACCAUCACGGAACAGGGUUAAAUCAUCGUAAUGGACCUGGCACAACGGGACAAGCUCUCGGAGCUGGUGGAGGAGCUCACCACAUCUGGACAGCAGCAGCUCAACCAAGAGAAGAUUAAGGAAAUCAAGAAAAUCUGCAGACUAUCUAAGGACUAUGUAGAUCAUGUAUACGACUCUGUGAUGGCACAACUUGAUAAAGAACAUGCAGAAAUCAGACUUUCAGCCUUCCAAAUAGCCAGUGAACUCUUCUCCAGGUCACACCAAUUCAGAAUUCGUCUUGUGGAUAACUUUCAGGAGUUUUUAGAAUUAACUGUGGAGACUGACUCGGAUCAACCUCUCCCGCCACCAAAAGAGGUGGCCAAGAAACUUAAGAUAUCUGCUAUCAAAACCAUCCAAUCCUGGCAAGCUCAAUAUGGAACCGCAUACAAGAAGUUGGCCCUGGGAUACCACUUCAUGAAACAAGUCAAGAAUGUUGACUUUAAUGAUGUUCAGGCCAGGACUGUAGCAGAGAGGAGCCGAGAAAAUGAGAGACAGAGGAGGAUGGAAAGGAUCUACAAAGAUAGGGUGGAGACCGCUGCUAAAGAGAUGGAAGAGUCCCACCAGGAAAUUGAGACGACUGUAACGGAGAUGAAGUCGUGUCUGAAGUUGCUGCUCCCUGAUGAGUUCGGCCUCUCGGACCAAACGGCUCCAGGCCCUGACAGCCGGACCCUGGGAGAUACAGCCACGGGGGGCCGGGGGCCGGCCAGCAGACAGCUUUCUGAGGAGCACCGGCCUGGGUCCAGCCUCACAGCGGAGGAAGCAAUAGGGAAGGAGAAGAAUGGAGGGAACAAUGAAAGGAGACAAGAGGAAGAUGAGAAGAAUUGUCUGGACGCUAGGAUGGAAGAAAAAACUUCACUAGAGACAUUUGAGACGGUGGAAUUGGAAGGAAGAGAGGAGCUUAGAAUGAAACAAGAGGAAAAGGAGGUUGACAGAGAUGAGGAGGAGACUUGGAUGAAUGAUGUUUCUUAUGAGGAUGUUUUCAUUAGAAACUCUGGUCUCAUAUCUCAUUCGUACACUCUGAACAUCAAUGUAGAGUCUGACGUCCAGGUUAAAGAGACAGAUGAUAACGAAGCUGUGGUUUCCACAUUAAUUGAACUCCAUCGCUUGAUCACCACAAAACACCUGCCAGCCGUAAAGAGCUGGGUACAAGUUUUCACCAGGUCGGGCCCCGAGCAGCUGCAGUUGUUGAGGUCAGCGCUCCGACUGAAGAUGUCUUUAGAGUCGCUCCUGAAGAAAGAGAAGUUGCUCCACAUUGAUUACAAGACCAGGAUACGGAAAGUGACUCGGGCCACUGCAGACGUUGAGGAGGAUGAUGAAGAGGAGGAUGAGGAUGACUUUGAGGAAGUUCCAGAGAAGGAAGGGUUUGAACCCCACAUUCCUGACCACCUUAGAGAAGAGUACGGUCUUGAACCCUCAGCAUCCACAUCUGCAGCACCACCCACCCAGAGAGCUCUACCUAAGAGGCCGGCCCCAGUGGUCUCCCCCUCCACCACUGCUAGACAGCUGAGGAGGAGGCUGGAGGAGGAGAGGGAUCCUACCUGUGCGGCCGCCACACUGCAUCUCUUGAAAGGACAAAUGCGUCCCUGCACAGGCCCAAGCCCAAGAGUCUCGGAGCCCCCAAGCCCUGCUGAAGGCUCUGCCCCCGCGGGGGGCGACGGGGCCCCUGAUGCUCCCAUCGUCCCCUUCGGUCUGGACCUGUACUACUGGGGCGAGAAGCAGCCCGGUGCAGGCAAGAUGAUCAAGUCGACAUCCCAGCACCGUUUCUGGGUUCCCAGCGAGGUGGAUGAGGAGACGGAGAACCCAGAGUUGUUGGCUGAGAGCAGCAGCAGAUACAUCUCCUUCCCAGGGACCUUCACCCCCGUCUCCCACCACUGCAACGCACUGCUGGGGAACGGCAGACUGUGCCCCCGUCAGGACCGGGUCAAGUGCCCGUUCCAUGGAGUGAUCGUUCCUCGCGACGCUCGCGGCCGGCCGAGCCGGGCGGAGGACCGGGCACGGGAGGAACAGGAGGAGCGACGGCACAGGGAGAGCCAUCCUGACUGGCAGGAUGUGGAGCUGAUGCAGGACAUUGAGGCGGCGACGGGAGAAGACCUGGGCUCCAAGAGGCUGCUGGGGAAAGGAAAAGGGAAGGGGAAGGGGAAGUACCCCAACCUCAGCAAUCUGAAGAAGAGUGCCAACACCUCCCGGUCCAGGCUGGAAAAUAAAGUUUUCAACAAGAAAUCGGUGCGGCGAGUGUCUGAGGUGAUGACCAAGAUCGACAGUAGGAAACAUGAGAAGUUCUCUAAUCAGUUUAACUAUGCGCUGAACUGAUUGGCUCAUGACCAUAUGCUACAUUUGGGCCUGGUUGUACUGGGGCUGGUCAUGUAUAACAACGUAGACCUACCACGAGAAUGAAGCCGAGCCGAGAUCCAGCGUAAAGAAGGUAAGCAUCAGGAUAAUACGACGAAGAUUAAAAGACCUAUGCAUCAGGAUCAGACGUCUGAAAACGUCUAACCUUAACCCUAACGUCAAGCUAAAUUGUCCCACGAAGCACAUCCUCAAGUUGACCAUUUAAAUAUUACAACGUUUUAUAUGUAAUGUAAAUAUUCUUGUUAAGUUAAUGGAUUUGUGUAUUAAUGUUUAUUAUGAGUUGGCUCAUUCAACCACAUACUAUUAAGCAUUUGAAGUAAUACACUGCACUGUAUAAUGUGUGUUGGUCUUAGAUAAGCAGCGUAUCUAAAAAAUACAUUUCUUUGUUUGCUAUAAUUUUAUUUAUUUUUUGCACUUAACAACAAUGCAGGUUGCAAUACAAUAAUGUAUUAUAUAUAUGGGUAUUAUGCAUCAUACAAGCAAAACAUGUUAGCUGGCAGUGAAUAUUGUUUGUUUGAUGCUCCAUGUUUGAUAAAUAGGCGUUUCUUUUUUUUUCAAAAGUUUCUAUUGUUCAAUUUGGAAAUUAUGUGUUUUCUCCAUUCAGGACCUUGUGGCUUAUCUUUCUCCUCUUUUAGAUAGUAGUUAACUAAUAGUUGACUGAUUAGUUAAAAAUAUCAUUAUUGUUCUAUCAACAUUUUUAAGUAUGUAUUCCAUUAUUAAAUUCUAGAAUAUCA
Molecule: messenger RNA, 3267 nt
Organism: Gadus macrocephalus (Pacific cod)
Lineage: Eukaryota; Metazoa; Chordata; Actinopteri; Gadiformes; Gadidae
Gene: uvssa
Product: UV-stimulated scaffold protein A
Exons: 15
Coding region: 176-2494 (772 amino acids)
Biological process (GO): response to UV; transcription-coupled nucleotide-excision repair
Cellular component (GO): chromosome
Molecular function (GO): RNA polymerase II complex binding
Source: RefSeq, a predicted model, not a curated record